CCGCGUAAAAGCGGAAGCGGAAGAGCUCGAGAACAAAGUGCGCACCAGAGAAGCAGAGCGGCGCCGAGUGAUCGAUAUCGAUCAGUGACACCGAUCAGAAACCCGUCUGAUCAGAGAGAGCGAAGAUGAACCGCGCAGGCGCAGAACUGAGGAUUAUCUUCAGCCCGGGCCGCGUGCAGCUGGUUCAGGAGGAGGCUGUGGUCCCGGCUCCUACAGUCCUAGUUACCGGGGCAACUGGUCUUCUGGGUCGAGCUGUCUGCAGUGAGUUUCAGAGCAGCGGCUGGUUGGUUAUCGGGACCGGAUACAGAAGAGCCAGACCCCGCCUCCUCCGCUGUGACCUCACAGAUGAGGACGCUGUCAGAGGACUACUGCAAGAGUACAAGCCUGAUGUGAUUGUCCACUGUGCAGCCGAGAGACGUCCAGAUGUUGUGGAGAGACACACUGAAGCUGCUGUAAAUCUCAAUGUGCACGCCACGAGCACGCUCGCGAAGGAGGCAGCUGUCUGCGGAGCGUUCUUCCUCUACAUCAGCACCGACUAUGUGUUCGAUGGCAGGAAUCCUCCGUACGGAGAAGACGACAGUCCCAAUCCUCUGAACGUUUAUGGACGCAGCAAACUGGAGGGAGAGAGAGAGACACUGAGACACUGUCCAGGUGCAGUGGUGCUGCGGGUGCCGGUUCUGUUCGGGGAGGUGGAGUCGGUGUCAGAGAGCGCCGUGACAUCGCUGUGGCUGAAAGUCCAGGAGGCGUCAGAGAGCUGCACCCUGGAUCACUGCCAGCAGAGGUUCCCCACCGACACCCGGGACGUCGCUGCUGUCUGCAGGAAGCUGUCCGAGAGAAGGAGACAGGACCCGUCUAUCAGAGGAAUCUUUCAUUUCUCAGGUAAAGAGCAGAUGACUAAAUAUGAGAUGGCCGUCGCGAUCGCUCAGGCCUUCAACCUGCCGUCCAGCCACCUCAUCCCUCUGACGGAGCAGCCAGCGGCGUCGACUCUUCGUCCGAUCAACAGCCAGUUAAACUGUUCCCGCCUGGAGCUGCUGAACCUGAGCGUGGAGCCGCGACCUUUCACCUCCGCCAUCAUCGACUGUCUGUGGCCGUUCACACCGGACAAACGCUGGAGACAGACAGUCUUCCACUGACAGACGGGUGGAGGGAGACAGACUGACGAGUGGAGGGAGACGGGUGGAGGGAGACAGACUGACGAGUGGAGGGAGACAGACAGACAGAAAAACAGACGGGUGGAGACAGACUGACAGGUGGAAAAAGAGACUGACAGACGGGUGGAGGGAGGGAGACUGACAGACGGGUGGAGACAGACAGACAAAUAGGUGGAGACAGAUUAAGGGGUGGAGACAGACAGACAGGUGGAGACAGACAGACAGACAAAUAGGUGGAGACAGAUUAACGGGUGAAGACAGACAAACGGGUGGAGACAGACAGACAGACAAAUUGGUGGAGACAGACAGACAGGUGGAGACAGACAAACGGAUGAAGACAGACAGACAGACAGGUGGAGACAGACAAACGGAUGAAGACAGA
This is a messenger RNA of Micropterus dolomieu (smallmouth bass), 1533 nucleotides long. It is a transcript of the gene mat2b, whose product is annotated as methionine adenosyltransferase II, beta. Gene Ontology annotation, molecular function: methionine adenosyltransferase regulator activity. Bases 126 to 1133 code for a protein of 335 amino acids. Gene Ontology annotation, cellular component: methionine adenosyltransferase complex. The transcript has 7 exons. NCBI's taxonomy places the organism in Eukaryota, Metazoa, Chordata, Actinopteri, Centrarchiformes, Centrarchidae. The record is from RefSeq and is a predicted model, not a curated record. Gene Ontology annotation, biological process: S-adenosylmethionine biosynthetic process.